Messenger RNA from Marasmius oreades (fairy-ring Marasmius), 1184 nucleotides. RefSeq lists its product as uncharacterized. The record is from RefSeq and is a predicted model, not a curated record. Bases 96 to 842 code for a protein of 248 amino acids. Lineage: Eukaryota; Fungi; Basidiomycota; Agaricomycetes; Agaricales; Marasmiaceae. The transcript has a single exon.
GAGGCGUUCAAAUUUUUUUUUUGUUUCUAUAGUUUACCGUGAUAGGCGUUCAUAUUUGCCUCCCACCACCUCCCACCACCUCACGUUCUCCAUCCAUGUCCCAAGCACCUGCAUCAACACGUCGAGUCACGCGCCACUCCUCACGAGUUUCUGAUGUUGGCAUCUCCUCACUCGCCACCCCGUCCACCGCCCACUCUUUCGUUGGUAUCACACCCAGCCCUUCUGCAACGAUCGCCCAAUUGUUGCGUCGAAACGCCGAGUUAGAAGCCCAGAACACCUUACUCCAAGUGCGAGAGCAAACCGCAAAUGCGCACGCGGUUUAUAUGGCUCAACAAGCGGCGGUGUACAAGUAUCGGCUGAAUCACCAGGCGAAGAAGCAGGAUGGUGAAGACCGUCGUAUCCACACUCAAUCCAGAGUCAUAACCUCGGUAGAAGGAAGGGAGGAGGCGGCUCAGGAGAAGCAGAGAAAGCAACGGGACAAAGUGGACAGCGAAAAAAAGGGGAAGGAGAAGGAGAAGGAGGACAUUUUGAGGCGAGGGAAGCAGAAGGAGACCCAGGAUUGCUUCACUGGCGCACUCACGACGAAUAAUAAAAGUCAACUCGAAGAUAUCUGUGCGGCACUCGAGAUACCUUACGACGGAACUGUUAAGGUACUUCAGAUCCGACUCAAGGCCCAUUUCGAUGCGAACCCCGAAUUGAAGCAACAUGAACGGUACAAGGGACUUUUUUCUCGUGGCAACAAACGAGCUACUCGUUCAUUCGAGCUUGAUGAAAACGGCGCCUCUGCUUCUGGUCUGUCCUCAGUACAGCCCCCUUCGAAUCGACCCCGCCUUGAGACCUAAACCAAUUCUCAUUACCAUCACCCGCCCCCACCUUGUUCUUACUCUCCAUAUUCCCCUCCUCUUCCUGUACCAUACACUUCCCCCUUCUAUGCUUACCCACCUUCGUGGCCCUCCUCCAGUGUUAUACCUUAGACCACCCUCUAGAACCAGAUAGGUCUUAAAAAUGUAAUAUACUUUCUACAGUAAUAUUGCUGUAGAAGGAACGGUGUCGACAGAGGGAGACGAUGGGGGGGAAAGACAGAAAGGCUCCUCUAUUCGUACGUAUCUGGUACUAAAUAAGGAAAUACGGAAUAUAAAAUACAUCUAUCUCGGGAUGGACGGCGAUGUCGGAGCGACCGCAGC